Batrachochytrium dendrobatidis JAM81 is the source of this 750-nucleotide messenger RNA. RefSeq lists its product as uncharacterized. The transcript is spliced from 2 exons. NCBI's taxonomy places the organism in Eukaryota, Fungi, Chytridiomycota, Chytridiomycetes, Rhizophydiales. The record is from RefSeq and is a predicted model, not a curated record. Bases 1 to 750 code for a protein of 249 amino acids.
AUGAAACUCGCAGUUAUUGUAUUGUCAUCAAUCUUGCUUGCAUGCUCAGUUACUAUUGCCAAUCCAAUUCUUCCCAGUGCAACUACAAGCACCGAGUCUAUCAUCUCGCCAACUCAUAAUCCAAACGGUAUAGGCUUAGGUGGUCUUGAUCCAAUUCCAAACAUCAUCAAGGAUUUGCUCAAGGAGUACAUAGAGCUAGAACAUGCGCUUGAAAAAAAAAUUCAAGUUUUGGGAUAUAUAUCUCAAACAAGCGGUGACGGUCCAGAAUAUAAUGUUGAAAUUCGAAAGAAUAAGCUUGAUUUUGAAAUCCAAAAAUCCAAACUUGCCAAUCUUAAAAAAAGUCUUCAAGGCUGCGAGUCCAAGUAUAGUUAUCUUACAGUUAAAGUAGAGCAAAUCAAUGUAGAGCUUGUGGAUCUCAUUUUUGGAGAAUCUUGGAAUCCUAAAUUAUUUGGUCGCAAACUUUAUGAUAUCAACUCAAAUCCUUUCAUUAGAAGUUACCUUGAAAAACAAUCAUUAAAAUACAACAACAGCUGGUGUCGAACACCUAGUGAUCAGCAACAGCGCAUAAAACCUAGUGAUCAACAAAGUCAAGAUUCACAACCAUCACCGGAUACACCAUCUGAAUCUGGAUCUGGAUCUGGAUACUUUGAACAGAGAGUUCCUUCCAAUAAACGGAAAGGUUUUUCCAAGUUUAUGAAUGGAUUGAAAUCACUCUUUCAGCGAUCCAAAAAUGACGAUUCAUCCAAUUGA